UCGAUCGCGUUCCUUGUGACUUGCAGCUGGCCCGCAUACCGUGAAUUCUCGGGAAAUGCCACUCUUCGGGCCUCGAACGGUCUCGAUUUGUUGGAGAUCGAGAUGCAUUGGUCUCGGGGGUUUGCUGAGGGCGGUGCCACAGUGAAUACUGGUUUUCUUCGAUGGACUUCCUCUGAUGCAGUCCAGGGUUCUUGGUCUUACGCCACUUGGUUGGAGUGAGAUUAUGGAAGACUGAAGGCAACAGGUGCAUGUACUAUCACCAUCUGCUAGAGUUCAGUCUUUUCUCGUCUACAGGGAUCUGUUAAGCUAUAAAUGGCAGUUACCGGUUCUGAGAAUCCAUUAUUAGGUGAAAUAACAUGUGGGUCUCUACUGCAACAGUUGCAGAUAAUAUGGGAUGAAAUCGGUGAGAGCGAUGAAGAACGAGACAAGAUGCUGCUUCAGCUGGAACAGGAAUGUUUGGAUGUUUACAAGAGAAAAGUCGACCAGGCUUCUAAGUCAAGGGCACUCCUACUCCAAUCUUUGGCUGAUUCGAGAGCCGAACUUGCCAGACUUCUUUUUGCACUCGGAGAGAAGUCUUUAGUUGACAUACAAGAUCGGUCCUCUGGUACAAUCAAGGAGCAACUAGUAGCUAUAGCACCAGUUGUGGAACAAUUAUGCAAGCAGAAAGAGGAGAGGAUAAAAGAAUUUGAUAAUACAUUAUUACAGAUUCAGAAAAUACGUGGGGAAAUAUCUGGUACUUUAAAACUUGGUGAGCAAAUAGAGACACCAGUUGUUGAUGAGGAAGACUUGUCACUGAAGAAGCUGGAUGAGUACAAGUUACAACUUCAGGAACUUCAGAGAGAAAAGAGUGAUAGACUGCAAAAGGUUCUUGACUUUGUCAGCACAGUGCAUGAUCUCUGUGCAGUCAUGGGCCUGGAUUUCUUCAGUACCAUAACUGAAGUUCAUCCUAGCUUAAAUGACUCUGUUGGAGUGCAAUCGAAGAGCAUUAGUGAUGGUACUUUAUCCAAGCUCUCGGGAAUGGUCAUUGGACUUAAAGAGGAUAAAAAGAUGCGACUACAAAAGCUUCAAGAGCUUGCUGCUCAGCUACAUGAUCUUUGGAAUCUGAUGGAUACACCAAUGGAGGAACGGAACUUGUUCAGCCAUGUUACGUGUAACACUAAUUGUACAGUGGAUGAGGUUACUGUUCCUGGAGCUCUGACCCUUGAUCUAAUUGAACAGGCUGAAGUUGAAGUCGAAAGAUUAGACCAGCUAAAGGCAAGCAAGAUGAAGGAAAUAGCUUUCAAGAAACAAAUUGAACUUGAAGAUAUUUAUUCCCGUGCUCACAUUGAGAUAGAUUCUGCAGCUGCCAGAGAAAAAAUAUUGGCUCUAAUUGAUUCCGGAAAUUUUGAACCUUUGGAGUUACUAGCAGACAUGGAUAAUCAAAUAUUAAAAGCCAAAGAGGAGGCCUUAAGCAGGAAAGAUAUAUUAGAAAGGGUUGAAAAAUGGAUGUCAGCAUGUGAAGAAGAAAGCUGGCUUGAAGACUACAACCGGGAUCAGAACAGAUAUAAUUCAAGCCGUGGUGCACACCUUAACCUCAAGCGUGCAGAAAAAGCUCGCAUAUUGGUUAAUAAAAUUCCAGCUCUUGUUGACACACUAGUUGCAAAGACCAAGGCGUGGGAGCAGGAUCACGACAUGUCCUUUAUGUAUGAUGGUGUUUCCCUCCUUGCAAUGCUCGAUGAGUAUAACAUGCUAAGACAGGACAGGGAGGAGGAAAAACGAAAACAGAGGGAUCAGAAGCGUUUCCACGAGCAACUUGCCACAGAACAAGAAGCCAUGUUUGGUUCAAGGCCAAGCCCUGUCCGUCCACUUGGUGCCAAGAAGGUGAUCAGUCCACGUUCUAAUGGAAGUGCACCAAAUGGAACCGCUACACGAAGAUUAUCUCUCAACUCCCAUCAGGGUGGCAGCAGUGGUUCUCCAUCUUUAAGCAGGGAUGGGAAGAGAGACAACAGUAACAGGCCAGCUGCUCCGGUGAACUAUGUUGCCAUUGCAAAAGAAGAUGCAGCCUCCCCUAUCCAAGUUAACGCUUCACCAUGAGGAUUGUUGACUGUGAGUUCUCUGUAUUUGAAAUAUGCAGUGGAGAUCGGCUGAAGGUGGGGUUAGAUUCUAAUUAUACUUGAUAAGUAUUCCCUAUUAUCGAGAAUUUAUCUGUGGAGUGGCUAUGGCAUCAGAUCCUUUGACUACUAUCAUAAGUGUAAGAUUGGUCUCUAUUUUCGAACAAGCUAUUAGAUUAGUAGAAAGUCAGGUAUUUUCUAUUUGGCUUGAUCCUUGUUCCUGAAGUUCCAUCUUUGGUCUAUUUGGCUUGCCCAGUAAUGCGAGUUCUUAUGUGGCUUUGUCUCUUCUUUGGACCUCAUUCAAAGAAUCUUUGUUAUCAUGGUAGUGUGAUGUAUGAACUGCAGCUUUAUAGAUCAAUAUAAGCAGCACAUGUUUAUUUGGAA
Musa acuminata subsp. malaccensis (wild Malaysian banana) is the source of this 2474-nucleotide messenger RNA. RefSeq names its product 65-kDa microtubule-associated protein 1. Gene Ontology annotation, cellular component: spindle; cytoplasm. The record is from RefSeq and is a predicted model, not a curated record. NCBI's taxonomy places the organism in Eukaryota, Viridiplantae, Streptophyta, Magnoliopsida, Zingiberales, Musaceae. Gene Ontology annotation, biological process: cytokinesis by cell plate formation; microtubule cytoskeleton organization. Gene Ontology annotation, molecular function: microtubule binding.